Messenger RNA from Chaetura pelagica (chimney swift), 992 nucleotides. RefSeq names its product acidic leucine-rich nuclear phosphoprotein 32 family member B. Bases 87 to 734 code for a protein of 215 amino acids. Gene Ontology annotation, molecular function: histone binding. The record is from RefSeq and is a predicted model, not a curated record. NCBI's taxonomy places the organism in Eukaryota, Metazoa, Chordata, Aves, Apodiformes, Apodidae. Gene Ontology annotation, cellular component: nucleus. Gene Ontology annotation, biological process: regulation of apoptotic process. The transcript has 6 exons.
AGGAGCUGGUCCUGGACAACUGCCGCUCGGACGAUGGGGAGAUCAUUGGGCUCUCCUCAGAUUUUGAGAACCUGGAGUUCCUCAGCAUGAUCAACAUCAACCUGACGUCUGUCUCCAACCUCCCCAAGCUCAACAAGCUCCGGAAGCUGGAGCUGAGUGAUAACAGGAUUUCUGGUGGCCUUGAAGUUCUAGCAGAGAGAACUCCUAACCUGACACACUUGAAUCUAAGUGGCAACAAGAUUAAAGACAUCAAUACCCUGGAGCCCUUGAAAAAGUUGCCAAACCUGCAUAGCCUGGACCUCUUCAACUGUGAGGUGACCAUGCUCAUCAAGUACCGGGAGAGCGUGUUCACCCUCCUGCCCCAGCUCACCUACCUGGAUGGGUUUGAUGCUGAUGAUGAGGAAGCCCCUGACUCAGACCCUGAAGCAGAUGGAGAAGGUUUGGAAGAUGAAUAUGAGAAUGGGGAAGAAGGUGAGGAAGAAGAUGAUGAAGAGGAGGAAGAUGAUUUGGAUGAAGAAGUCAUUGAUGAUGAAGAAGAUGAAGAUGAUGAUCUGGAAGGUGAAGAGGAGGAGGAUGGAGUAGAUGAUGAGGAGGAAGAUGAGGAGGAAGAUGGUGAGGACGAUGAAGAAGAUGAAGCUGAGGAUGACCUUCCACGGGGGGAAAAGAGAAAACGAAAUCUAGAGGAUGAAGGAGAGGAAGACCCAGAAGAGGAAGAGGACGACGAGGACGACUGAUCCAAGGGAGCCAAUCAGUUUUACAGACUAUGACUGUGCUUGUCUUAACCUCCCCGUUGUGUCUGUGUGAGACUGUCAAUCCCUGUCUCCCACUCUUCCCCCCUUUGUAUGGCUGCAGCCUCCACAAUAUAUUUUUUUAAGAUGUAGAAAACCUGUAGGCAUUCAGGGGAAUCUUCCAUACAAGGCUCACUUUUCUCCCAAGUCUUCUCAUGACCAAAGGCUUUCCCCAUUCUCUGGUUCGUGCAGCAGUUUGCAAAA